GGGUGGCAGAGAUUGUCCUGGGCAGAGCAAAAGGAAGAGGUGGGGGAAAAAAAAUACUCUUCCCUUUGCGAUUUUUAAUCGUGCAACGCCGAAAGUGGUUGUCAGCUACUGUCUCCUGCACUACAUAAAGGUGACCGGUUGGCUGACUCCACCAUCACACUCGCAUUGGCCCUUGACUUCCUCUCUCACGUGACCACGCCCCUUCUUUCACAUCCAAUCCCGACAUGGAGCCCAUCAAGGUCCAAUCAGAAGGUGGACUGAAUGUGACCCUUACCAUCAGGCUGCUGAUGCAUGGCAAGGAGGUUGGAAGCAUCAUAGGAAAGAAAGGAGAAACAGUGAAGAAAAUGCGUGAAGAUAGUGGCGCUCGUAUCAACAUCUCAGAGGGGAACUGCCCUGAACGGAUAGUCACCAUCACCGGGCCAACAGAUGCCAUUUUCAAGGCCUUUGCCAUGAUAGCCUACAAGUUUGAGGAGGAUAUAAUCAACUCCAUGAGCAACAGUCCGGCCACCAGCAACCCGCCUGUGACCCUGAGGCUCGUCGUCCCUGCCAGCCAGUGCGGCUCCCUCAUUGGCAAAGGAGGCUCCAAAAUCAAAGAAAUGAGAGAGUCCACAGGAGCUCAGGUCCAGGUGGCAGGUGACAUGCUCCCCAACUCCACUGAGAGAGCAGUGACGAUCUCAGGGGCCCCCGAGGCCAUCAUCCAGUGUGUCAAACAAAUAUGUGUGGUGUUGCUCGAGUCCCCACCGAAAGGUGCCACCAUCCCCUACCGCCCCAAGCCUGCCUCCACCCCUGUCAUUUUUUCAGGUGGCCAGGUAAGAGCAGACCCACUGGGGGCGUCCACAGCCAACCUCAGCCUCUUACUGCAGCACCAGCCACUGCCUGCGUAUACCAUUCAAGGACAGUACGCCAUCCCACAUCCAGAUCAGUUGAGCAAGCUCCACCAGUUGGCUAUGCAGCAAACCCCCUUUACCCCCCUCGGACAGACCACCCCUGCCUUCCCCGCAGCAGGUCUGGAUGCCAGUAACCAGGCCAGUACUCAUGAACUCACCAUUCCCAAUGAUCUAAUAGGCUGCAUAAUCGGACGCCAGGGAACCAAAAUCAACGAGAUCCGUCAGAUGUCUGGGGCGCAGAUCAAAAUCGCUAACGCCAUGGAAGGGUCAUCGGAGCGCCAGAUCACCAUCACAGGGACCCCCGCCAACAUCAGCCUGGCCCAGUACCUCAUCAACGCAAGGUUCAGAGACGUGGCGGCCAUGUGGACUGACCCAUCUUCCAUGACCACAUCCUGAGAUCCCUGACUGGCUCCUCCGUUUGGCCCUUUCCAAUGACUGACUACCGCAGACAACCCUGAUGAAGCCCUUCGGACUCUGGCUCUGGCUCUCUGAAAACCCUGACCACCUUCCCACCCUGGUUCAAAGCACUUCAGGGAGGGGUGGGCGCUAGCUUUUGUUUCAGAGAGCCAAAUUAAAUUUAAAAAAAAGAAAAGAAAAAGAAUAACAAAAAGAAAUUCUCUGUUGCUUAGAUUUUUUAGAGAACUGUUGAAGCAUGUUGAAUGUUUAUUAGGAACAACUUGUGUUACUCUUUCUUCUUUUUCUCACUAUCUAUUGCUUUCUCUUUCUCUCUGUCAGUGCUGCGUCAUAGAACAUCAUUUAAAAGUAUAAAAAAGUACUAGUAAAAGAUUGAACUUUUUUGUAGAACGUAGUUAUUUGCAUAUAACAGCUGCUCAGUGAUGCUAUCGGCAGAGUGUGUGGUGGGAUGUAGCCAAAUGAUCAAAUUUUGAUAAUAUAUUCUUAAAAAAAACAGAAAAUUGGACCGUUCUGCUUUUGUCCUAAUUUGUAUCUUUGUCUAAUCUCUACCCAUGACUCUUUGCUGCAUCACAUGACCCUUUCAAGCCAAUGGUAUCACUCCUAGAGCCUCCUUUCUCAUGUUAAUUUCCUAGAUUUGCAUUAUAUUGCAUGUUUUCAGUGUCGUAUCGUUGCGUAUUUCAUUAAGUCUGUUCCGUGUACUUCAGACGUUAUUAUUAUAUCUUUGUGCUCCUGUUCUUUUCCACAAACUGUUUUCAGCAUUUUUGGCCACUCACGUCUAGUUCUACUCCCUGCCCAGACAAAAAACUUUCCGAUACAGCCUCCUUCUAUCAACACCGAUUAUUAGUAUAUAGAUGCAUGAAUGGAAAUUAGUGAAAAAUCAGUGGCUGAAACACUGACUGAAAUUUUAAAUGAUUGUUUACUAACUUAUUAUUCUACUGUAUUUGUUUUGUAUGAGGACUCUUGUGACUUAGCACAUUAGUCAACUACGCGGCGCUCAUGCAAUAGACUACUCAACACUUUACUCUGGACUGCCUCUGAUGUAGGGAGGAUUAGUUGGACUUAAAAACCAAGUGUUGCGUCCAAACCUUUCGGCUUCCUUCCCUUGUCUCAGAAAAAAAAAAAUUGCUCAACUUCUGGUAGAAGCUUUCAGGAGUGUUUAAAAAAAAAAGUGUGCAAGGAAGGAAGCCGAAUCUUAGUGGCACAGAGGCCUAGACGUUUGGACAAAGCCGGAUGGUAUUUUUUGGGCCAAGGAAUGUUCAGGGGUUCAUUGGGGGGAACCCACGGGGCCUGGGCGGACGUGACCACUCAGUCUCUUUUUCACGAUUGUUCAUCUCGUCAUGUUCUUUUCAUUGUCAUGAUUUGAUUUUAACGCUUUAGGUUUGAAUGUCUUUUUAUUGUCGCGACUGUGUCAGCAACGUAAUUGUUUUUGUUUAAAAAAAAAAAAAAAAGAGGACAGGUUGGAUGACAAUUCCUGCUUUGCUGUUUUUCCAGUAAAGCCAGCAUGUAUUUAUUUAUGGUGUGACUUUAUGAUAUGACUUUUCAUUCAUCGGUCAUGAACAUUAAGCUAAGUUAGUUUUGUUGUAUUGUACUUAAUAUGAGAGGGAGGUGUGGGCGAUAUUUGGUACGAUUCAGUAAUGCAGCCACCCCCAGUAUCUUCUACUCAUGAGGAUACACUACAGAUAUUAGACAGCUUUGGGUCAUCUUUACUUCUGAGCUUCUGCUCAGCUCUUUUAAGUAUUGCCACAAACAAACAGCUGUUGAAUGUUAUUGUCAACUCACAUUAUCUGCCAUCCAACACAGAAACUUUCUGCAUUUACAAUACUUUUGUUUUAUUGGCAGUAGCCUACAUAAAGGAGAAAUUUUACAGUUUAGGGUUAAGUUUUUUGGGGAAAUAUGCUUAUUUUUGUGUUUUACAAAGUACAUGUCUACAUGCUAAAUACGAAGCAACUGCUGGCUAACCUAGCUUAACAUAAACACUAACUAGCCUGGUUCGGUUAGGGCAUGUAAAGACUUCUAAAUUAUAUGCCACACCGUAUUCAUUCAAUUAAAAAUUGUUGAAUCUUUACACUAAAUUAAGCUAACUUUCUCUAAGCUAAUGUUUUUGAUCCAUUUUUUUAAUUUCGUUUGGGCUAGCUUCUCCGGCAGUUCUUCCUAAGUUAGAAACCACAGGCAGAAUAAAAGAUAUAGUUUGCAAACUCACUGGUUUGUUGAAUCCUAAUGAGCAAAGGGUGAAUCAGCAAAUGACAGGUUCACUACCACUCAGAGAGUAGUUGGUGAGUGCAGACAAGUCAGCAUCUUCUAUAGAGGCUAAAGGCAAUGGCGGCAAUCUGCUAGCAACCAAAUCAAUCACAAGAACGUUUUCAAAAACUGGGAAUACAUAUUUUUCCCUAGUGACUGGUGGUUGCCUGAUGGUUAUGGUCUAGUCCAGGGGUUGGCAACCUGAGGCUCUUUCAGGCUUAAGCUGCGGCUCUGUGCAGCUUCCGGAAGUAAAUUAUAAGUAUCCAAUUGAAGUGUGUUUUAUUUUUGUCAGUUCAUUUCAUAUUGUAGUUCUAAAUUGGAGCAUUACUGUGAUCUUGAAAUAUUAAAAUAAAAUCAUUUUAUUUAUUUAUUUAUUUUCAUUUCUCAAUAUAUAUGUGGCUACUUCUGGUAGUAUUUGCGGCUCUCAGUGUUUGCUUUUCCGUGGAAACCAGGUUCAAAUGUCUCUUUGAGUGUUAAAGGUUGCCGACCCCUGGUCUACUCUCUAGGGUUGUGUGACUGGGGCCGUAUUCACCGGACCCAGAAUGACACAUCUGAAAAUGGCGGACAAGUUAACAUCACAUGAUUAGCAGUCACAUCGCUGCAAAAACCUCAAUACUGUUCAUUACAAGCAAGCAGUGUUCGUUCUGUCUCUUUAAAAGCCCACCUUCUUCUGUUUGGCCACCUUUUGGAAGCCUGCCAAAUGCCUGUUAGUGGUAGAGUCUGUAAUUUGUGGCCACGCUGUCAAUUUUUAAAGACAGUUGUAACAGAAGUAGCAAUAAGCAUCAACAAAUAGUCUGAACCCUUGGUUUUUGGCUUGGGGAAACUACGGCCACAUCAAAAUUUAUAGCAUUGCACAUAUGAGAAAAAGUAAGAAAAAGCAUAAAAGCACCUCUAAAAGCCUCCUUUAGCUGUUUCCAGCCUUCAUGCUAAGCUAAGUUAGCUGAGUGCUGGCAGCUAACUUCCCAUCCAGCUUUUUAGCUGCAAGAACACAAAUAAGCAUAUUUGCCAAGAAUGUCUUUCCCUAUGACUUUUAAGAGCUUAGAUGACAUAAAUGUGAUUAUAUAAAUGGACCAAAUGCUGUAUCAAUAUACUGAAGGAAGCAUAGUCAGUGAUAAUUCUGCAAUAAUUCUUACAUUUUGAUGUUAACUGAAGUAGUAGUGAUAGCAUUGAAAUUAUGAAUUUGUGUUUCUUUUUGUUUUCAGUUGUCAUAGCUUGUACUUUAAUGGAAAUUGUUGUCAAAUGGACAAGCUGAAAUUAUGGGUUUUUUGGUUUUUUUUUUAGUAAAUUUGCUUUUCUUUUUCCUUUUUUUUUUUAAGAAAAGUUAGCUAAUACUUAAGAGGGUAUCUUUAUGAAAUACCCACACGCUGUAACUGUGAGGAACAUCCUCGAGGGUAUCGUGGCUUUUAUAAAACAGUUAUCAGUGCAUGUUGAAAUGUUUGCUUAAAAUGUGGCUAAUCAAUGACUGCACAGCCGGAGCAUGCAUUUGACAAAUUAAAUCUUGUUGUGUUUAAUGAAUUUGAUUGCUAAGCAGGAAUAUUGACUUGUAAGUGAUGGCAGUGUGAUUUCAAUAACAUCAAUAUUCAUGUGUUACUCAGUGUUUGAAAAUUGUAUUUACAUUUGUGUAUAUGCCUGAGUAUACUGCGACUUUGAAACAAACUGCAACUAAUGCAAUAAUAGGGUGCAAUGUGCAAUUAUUUAUUCAGUUUAUUAUUAACGUAGAUACAGGAGAGCAGUGUAGCUUGUUUUAAAUUUUUUUUUUUUUUUUUUAUCCACUUUUCAUGUGGUGGCAACAGCGCGGGAAAAAAAGAAUGACUAGACAUGUAUUUUUUUGUUUGUUUGUUUGUUUUCUUUUUCAGCUUUUCUUUGUGUGUAUCGCAGUUUUGGGGGAAACGUGAUAGAACUUCGUAACUAUUUUUGAUUGAUUCAUUUGCUAUGUGCAGAUCUAUAUUAGUUGUGAGUAAUUACAUAGGUUUUAAUUUUAAAGUGUUGGUAAGUAUAAAUACAAAUAAAGUUUCAUUUUUUUCUUUCUGUGA
This is a messenger RNA of Archocentrus centrarchus (flier cichlid), 5572 nucleotides long. RefSeq names its product poly(rC)-binding protein 3-like. Gene Ontology annotation, molecular function: RNA binding. The record is from RefSeq and is a predicted model, not a curated record. The transcript has 13 exons. Bases 225 to 1283 code for a protein of 352 amino acids. Lineage: Eukaryota; Metazoa; Chordata; Actinopteri; Cichliformes; Cichlidae.